UUCUUUUAUUCAUAGUUAGCCAAAGUUGAUUUCUCUCCUUUCUUUGGUUACAGAACAGAGAUGGGUACUCGUGGGGAUGAUGAAGAAGAAGACUGUUUCUUCGACGCCCCUAAUGAUCAACAACAUGUUCCCCAGGAUUUUGGAUUUCAACUCUGGACCAAUGACCCCGACAGUGUUUCCAACCGACGCCGUAAGUUUCUCCAAUCCAUGGCCUUUAGUUUCGAUAAGGCUACAGAAGACUCCUCCUCCUCUGUCUCUGAAGAUGAACUUCAACCACCUUCUGUUUCGGUUUCUGAACUUGUCACCGUCCCUUCCGGUGACAAAUUAAAAGAGGAUGACUUGUUGUCAAGGAAUGAAUCCACUUCCUCCUCUGCUUUUGACCGAUCCUCUGUUUCUUCGUCCGAGGACACAGACGAUCAAUCCUUGUUCUUUUCCAGGAAGAGUGAAUCAUCCAGUUCAAGCAGUCUUCAAAACUCUCCAUCUACUCGUAGUGAUGAUUCUGUGAAGAAAGGUGCACAGUUCUGGUUAAAGAAGCUUGGUGUUUUGACGCACGUCCUUGACUCUCUAGAUUGUGAUUCAGCGCCAAAGCGAACUACAGCGUCUGUGCAGACAUAUAAAAAGCAGUUUAAAGAGCUUUCGUCUCUGUGUGUUGACCAAGAGUUUUCAGCGCAUGAUGGGUCCAUCUUGGUUAUGAAGUUUUCUCCUGAUGGAAAAUUUAUUGCGAGCGCUGGUGAAGACUGUGUUGUUAGAGUUUGGAGCAUAAACGAGGAAGAGAGAACAGAGGAGUAUCAAGUUCCUGUAGUUGAUUCUGGUGUUUACUUUGGGAUGAAUCAAUAUUCUCAGAUUGAGUCUUUGAAUAUUAAUAAUGAGAAAACAGAGAAGAAGAAGACAAGUAGUUUCUUGAGGAAGUCAUCGGACUCAACUUGUGUUGUGUUACCCUCUAAGAUCUUCAGUAUAUCUGAGAAGCCUCUUCAUGAGUUCAGAGGGCAUAGUGGUGAGAUCUUGGAUCUUUCCUGGUCUGACAAAGGGUAUCUCCUCUCAUCUUCUGUGGAUGAGAGUGUUCGUAUAUGGAGAGUAGGUUGUGAUGAAUGUCCCAAAAUUUUCCCUCAUAACAAUUUUGUGACUUGUGUGGCAUUUAACCCUGUGGAUGAUAAUUACUUCAUAAGCGGAUCCAUUGAUGGGAAAGUUCGAAUAUGGGAUGUGUCCCGUUGUCGAGUUGUUGACUACACUGAUAUAAGAGACAUUGUGACUGCUGUGUGCUAUCGUCCAGAUGCAAAGGCCGCUGUAAUAGGUUCCCUAACAGGGAAUUGUCGCUUUUACCAUAUACUCGAUAACCAGCUGCAAAUGGACAGAGAGGUUAACUUAUCACAUGGGAAGAAGAAGGUGCCGAGCAAAAGGAUCACUGGUCUUGAGUAUUUUCCCAAUGACUCGAACAAAGUGAUGGUUACCUGUGCUGACUCACAGAUUCGGAUCAUAUGUGGAGAGGAUGUUAUCUGCAAGCUUAAAGGUUAGUAUGGAUCAUACAGUGAGUGUUUUUGUUUAGUCUGCUUAGGAAUAAAGAUGUUUAAACUCUUGGCUUACUUCGUUUUGCAGCUUCUGGCCUCUGCACAACGUCUGCUUCGUUUACUUUAGACGGGAAACACAUCGUGUCAACAACAGAAGACUCUGGGAUUCAUGUGUGGAAUAGCUCCCAAUUACCGAGCAAAAAGCCAUCUUCUGGAAAGGUGAAAAGAGUCAAGUCAUAUGAGAGCUUUAUCUCACAGAAUGCGUCUGUGGCUAUCCCUUGGCUGAGACAAGCAAACAGGAACAGCUUGAGUGAUUGCAUCACAGAUUUGGACAAGAAGAUAGGGAAAAUGGACAGCUGCUUCUCCCCAAUGAAAGGAUCAACAACAUGGCCUGAAGAGCAGCUGGGUGAUGCUUCAACAACAAUGAGCAGUAGAGGGAAGAAGCUUAAGCUUCUGAAGAAUGCGUUGCAGCCUCACUUGUGGGGGCUUGUGAUCGUAACAGCGACUUGGGACGGAAGGAUCAGAGUAUUCAACAACUAUGGAUUGCCAAUUAGAGUCUAAAAGACGAGUGAGUAUAUGUUAGAUUAGGAUUCUUUUAUUUGUGUGAAGGCUAUUUAUACUUAUUAGUUUAGGCGUAUAAGAUUUGUAAACACAUUGCUGAGUGUGGUUCUGUACCUUUACUCUCAGCCCCAAAAUGUUAAUAGUAUAGUUCAGUAAUA
This is a messenger RNA of Eruca vesicaria subsp. sativa (arugula), 2224 nucleotides long. Lineage: Eukaryota; Viridiplantae; Streptophyta; Magnoliopsida; Brassicales; Brassicaceae. The record is from the annotation of a GenBank genome assembly.